This is a messenger RNA of Sabethes cyaneus, 1854 nucleotides long. RefSeq names its product endothelial differentiation-related factor 1 homolog (gene mbf1). Gene Ontology annotation, molecular function: DNA binding. Lineage: Eukaryota; Metazoa; Arthropoda; Insecta; Diptera; Culicidae. Bases 141 to 584 code for a protein of 147 amino acids. Gene Ontology annotation, cellular component: nucleus. The transcript has 4 exons. The record is from RefSeq and is a predicted model, not a curated record.
UUAUAUGCCACUUUUUUAUAUCUAAAUACAGUUUUUUCUAUUUUUUUCAUUUUUUUGCUUCGCAGUUCGCAACGAGCAGGCGUGAUUGUUUUCUGUGUUGUGUAAAAAAGAAAAAUCCAGAGUUAAAAUCAUUCUUCAAGAUGUCUGAAAGUGACUGGGAUACUGUCACCGUGUUGCGUAAAAAGGCACCGAAAGCUUCUACGUUAAAGACUGAAACGGCCGUAAACCUUGCUCGGCGUCAAGGUAUUCCGGUGGAAACCAAUCAGAAAUUCAACGCCGGUACCAAUAAACAACAUGUUGCAACUAAAAACACCGCUAAGUUGGAUCGAGAAAAUGAAGAACUAAAGCAUAAAACGGUUCCGCAUGACGUAGCAAAAUUGAUUAUGCAGGGUCGUCAGUCGAAAGGGUUAAGCCAAAAGGAUCUUGCCACGAAAAUUUGUGAAAAGCCUCAAAUUGUCAACGACUAUGAGGCUGGCCGCGGUAUUCCGAACCACAUGAUUCUUGGCAAAAUCGAACGCGUGAUUGGUAUAAAGUUGCGGGGUAAGGAUAUCGGCACCCCGAUGGUGCCUCCCGGUAAGAAGUGAACGAUGUCGGGAGGCGAAAUAUAAUAAACACAAGUACACAUAUAAACACAUACCCAAUAAAUUUUGAAUCCCAUGCUCACGGGGACGUGGUAUGUGCACAAUGAGCUAAUCGAUACUAAUUCCCUUUUAUAAUUGUAUGGUUUUAUCGAGUGCUUAUUAAGAAUGGCUAUAGAAAGUACUAGAUACCAAUACAGAUCAUAAUAAUUAGACUUGAAAUCUUGAAUGAAAUGAUGUCUAUACAUUGACAGAGAAAUACUGAAAGUGAAACGUUACCAUGCAGGAACAUACAUGUUAAAUAGGUAACUCAUGAGCAUAUUGCCGAAAAAUAAAUUCAUUCAAUUAUGUUAUGCGGUAUUUUCAGUUAGUAAUUAUUGACGAAGAUGACACUUUCAACAAAAUCUUACUGAAUUGGUUGUAGCGAUAGCGAUACUUCUAACAAUUACAAGAAUCGACAUCAAAUCGAUUAACGCUAUCUAAACUUCUGACGCUGAGUCCGCUUUCAGAAUUUGAUUAAUUUUUUGUUCGGCAGACUUUAGCAGCCAACUAUUAGUAUACAGGACAAUUUCGAUGCUAGUGAAAUGAUAUUACUGAUUCCCAGUCGAAACCAGUGUCGUACUCCUAGUCCAACGACGGGCCUUUGGGAAUCUCAAUCUUGUUAGUAAGAUAAAGUCUGUGCGAAGUUUUAGGACAUACUUAAGUAAUUAUUAAAAAAAUAAUUUCACAAAUGAUGUUAUCAAUUUAUUUCAUAAGAUGAUGCAAUAUCGUAAAAAUUAACGAUUCUCGAUUUCAAUGGGGCAUUGAUUUAGUUUUUCAUACAUUAAUUUUUACUGGCGAAUACCAGGCAGCUGACGGAAUGGAAAAUACCAUCCAGCAUCCACUUUCGUUUGACAAAUCGAUCCAUCGCAAUACAAUAAAGCUGUUGAAAACAGUGGUGCGCUUUAUCAGCGUACUACUUUCGAUACACAGAUCGAGAAAUAAAUCGACGCGUCGCACGUAGAUUACUAUAGUUUUUAACUGGAACAGCUAUGACUGUUCAUUGGAAACAAUUAAGUACCAUUUGAGAGUUUUAGUCCCCUAAGUAACAGUAAAAAUCGCAUUGGGGCUGUAAGGCGUUAUGAGCUGCAAGUGAGACGAGGAAACUAUGAGAAUGGGGCCAAAGUUGAACUCAUCUAAGACAACGCGGUAUCCCUAUUCCUAGAUUAACCAUAGAAACAACAUCGGAUUGAAGUGAGAUAUCAGCUGUAUUUUAUUUAUAGUUUCGAAUAUAAGU